CAUCGAAAUGGCUCCCAACUUCGGCCGCUCCAUCUCCUUCCCUUUCACCCCGGCGAGGUCAUUCUCAAAGCCGUCCCGCCACGUCCGCUCCGUUAGCCUCCCCGGCACGACCUCCUCCCACCCGCUCCUUGUCAACCUCAAAGCCCGCAUCGCCGCCCUCCGCUCCUGGAUCCAGCAGGACACUACGGCGUCGCUCCAUGCCAGCCUUGCCGCCAUCCAAACGCUCCACGCCGCGCUCGCCGACCUCCUCCGCCUCCCGGAGGCUGGUGCUGCGCUUCGAUGCGCCACCGGCAACACCACCGACCACCUUCUAGACGCCUUCCUCCUCCUCGCCGACGCGCACCAGGGCUUCCAGGAGUGCCUCCUCUCACUCAGGCAGGCCGCCGCCGAGUCCCGUGCUGCGCUCCGCAGAGGGGACACGGGCAGGCUCGCGUCCGCCUCCAGGUCCCACCACAAGGCCGAGAAGGACCUUGCCCGCCUCGCCGCGUCAGUCUUCGCCAUCUCCACCAAGUGCGUGAGCCUGAACCUCGUCGCCGUUAGCGGCGAGGAUGCCGAGAUGGCCUGCGCUCUUCUGGAGGCGGCGGCUGCCAGCGCUGCGGCCGUGUUCUUGGCCGCCGCGUCCAUGUCGUCUGCCGCGUUGUCUUGCAAGAAGAUGUCCACGUUUAUUCCGGCAUUCGCCACCAAGAAGGUCACCGCACCGGAGACGGCGGUGGUGGCCAUGGAGGACGUGGAUUUUUAAAGCACUUGCACCCAGGCCCUGCUAUCCUAGCUCUUCAAUAUCGCUUUAAGAUCCGUGCGACACAACUAUGUUUCUAUAUGAAAUUUUCUCUGUUUUGCUUCUCCCACGUAGAACAUAUCUUGAAGUUCAAACCUAUGCAGGAUGGCAAAGCUUUCUAACUAGAAUCUAGGAUAAAUCUUU
Messenger RNA from Triticum dicoccoides, 919 nucleotides. RefSeq lists its product as uncharacterized. The record is from RefSeq and is a predicted model, not a curated record. The transcript has a single exon. Bases 8 to 739 code for a protein of 243 amino acids. Gene Ontology annotation, biological process: root development; shoot system development. NCBI's taxonomy places the organism in Eukaryota, Viridiplantae, Streptophyta, Magnoliopsida, Poales, Poaceae.